CUGUCGUCUGUACACAUUUAGAGAUCCAUGCUGACGAGUCCACAUGAACUGCUGUAGACUGAAUUCCAUCAGGAUCCAGAGUGUUCUGGUUCAUGCUUUUCUCACACUGCUUUCCUCUCUUGCUUUUGGGAUACCCGACGAGUUAUCCCAUCAGUUAUCUGGAAAUGUCAAAGGAAAGAUCAUUUUCCGUCAAAUGGAAGGGAAUUCAACAUACUUGCGUGAUAGUGGGAAGUUGGCAUCUUACAUACCCACCAUGGUUUCAUUUGAGCACUUUGACCCGAGGCAUACCCUGCGCUCUGUCACUUUCAUAUACACAUGGGACUUAGGCAAUGGGGAAGUGCGUAAAGGCCCAGAGCCUUUUGUGACAUGUCACUACACUUUACCAGGGAACUACACAUUUCAACUGAGAAUUGAAACCAAUACACCCCAACAUUCCAGAAUAACUGGGCUGUACUCUGUAGAUUUGACUGUGUUAGAUGCCAUAAAGACCAUUGAAUUGAGAGGACCUUUAACUUAUAACGUGGACCAGAGCAGCAGUCUGUCCUUUCAGGUUGGAGGAAGUCCUCCGGUUUGGCUGUGCUGGAGAGUUUUGUCUGAUUGCCAAACACCCAGUCCAACUUCCUGCAAUUUAGUCAGGCUCUACGGGAACCAAUUCAAUCUGAACUACACCUUCAGAUCAGUAGGAACAUAUUGCUUAGACCUGAGUGUGAGAAAUAUUAUCAGCAACCUCCAGACAUCCUACAACAUCUAUGUGCAGAGCAGCUCUGUGAGUCUCAUCUUCAUAUUGCCCUGUGCUGCAGUGAUAGUUGCUACUCUCAUAUUCAUCUCUGUGUCGUGUCGUCCACAACAGCAAUCCCUCAUGGCAGACAUGAAUUAUCUUUCCUUCACAGAAAUCGAGCUGCGUGCCAGAGAUGCUUCGGUCACCUUACAGGAUAAUUCUCCUGCUUCUAAAACAAAUGAAGCCCAGCCCCUUCUUCAACAGCCAGAGACUUCCUACAGCACCCAACCCUGAUUGCCCUGUCUACAUUACACUUGAAGUAUUUAUUAAAAUCAAUC
Messenger RNA from Sinocyclocheilus anshuiensis, 1056 nucleotides. RefSeq names its product transmembrane protein 130-like. The record is from RefSeq and is a predicted model, not a curated record. Lineage: Eukaryota; Metazoa; Chordata; Actinopteri; Cypriniformes; Cyprinidae. Gene Ontology annotation, cellular component: plasma membrane.